This is a messenger RNA of Ambispora gerdemannii, 426 nucleotides long. The record is from the annotation of a GenBank genome assembly. Lineage: Eukaryota; Fungi; Glomeromycota; Glomeromycetes; Archaeosporales; Ambisporaceae.
AUGGAGAAUAGUUCUUCUCUUCCACAGCAUUCUCGUCCUCCCACAGAUCAUGAACGUAUUCACGAUACUUUGGAAAACGAUUUUAAGCGAAUGGACAAAAUGUUUGCCAAGGGAGAGAAUUCUUUUUUCGGUAGCAAACCUUAUAGUCGCAAUUCUGAUAACGUUUUCAAAGAUUUAGAUUACAUUCGAAGGAAGCAAAUUGAAUUAGCACAUCAACAUGUUGCUUUAGAGAAUUCUCAAGACGAAGAAUUACCUGUUAUACCGACGGAAGAUUCUGCUGAAGCUUUUAAACGGAAUGCGGAUUUAUUCGUGAAAAAAGAACAGGAUUUGAAUAAUUUGAUGGGAAACCUUAAUAAUUUAAUGGAAAAGCUUGAAGAUUUGGAACAGUCAAUGGGUCAACCAUUAAAAGUUUCAAAGCCAAAAUGA